AUGACAGAGGAAGAACUUCCAGAUGCUGAGCUUCGGCGGGAUAGAGAGGAGGCGUCACAUGUAUGGAAGUUUCAGGCUUGGGGUGAUCUGGUGGCUCCCAGAGAAGUCCUAAAAUUAGGACCGAGAGGGCGGGAGAAGUUGGCCCUGGACAUUCAUGUCAUGAGCUUGUGGACCAUGAAGGAGGCAGACUUCUGUAGUGCGCAACAGAUUCAAAUAGGCUUCUUGAAUCCAGAGGCCUACGAGAAGUUGAAGUCAAGGUCCAAGAAACAUCAUGAGCUUGGCAGAUCUAGGUUUCGAGUAGUAUCGGCCGGUUCGAUCCCAAUGCAGCCUGCGAGCAAUGAUCUCUGCGGGUUCUAUGUCAUGCACUACAUGCGUAGCCUCAUCAAUGCUCUCUCUGGCUCACAGACUAAAGUGUCAUCUACACUGGAGCUGACCGAUUUGGAGAUAUCUGGGUUCCAAGAAGAUCUUUCUAGUUUCAUUAUAGACCAAGUCGUGAACCCCAAGGGAGUCCAUCACCUUCUCUAA
Messenger RNA from Miscanthus lutarioriparius, 525 nucleotides. The record is from the annotation of a GenBank genome assembly. NCBI's taxonomy places the organism in Eukaryota, Viridiplantae, Streptophyta, Magnoliopsida, Poales, Poaceae.